This is a messenger RNA of Rubroshorea leprosula, 540 nucleotides long. Lineage: Eukaryota; Viridiplantae; Streptophyta; Magnoliopsida; Malvales; Dipterocarpaceae. The record is from the annotation of a GenBank genome assembly.
AGCCAGCUAAGUCUUAAUGCAGAUACAGAGCCUGAGACAGAGACGGGUGAAGCACAGAGUCCAAAUUCAAUUUCUUGUACAGAAUCACAGAUGCAGCCCACCAGCUUUUUAAUGCAUCUUUACCAUUUAAUUCCUAACAGAUCCACAAGAGUACAUAUGAGAGGACAAAACCUGGCUGUGCACAGUACAUCAUGCAUGGGGUAUCCUCACCUGCUUCUGCCAAAGUUUAUGCAAUUUUACCAGGUGGGGCGAGAGGGGUGUUUGAAAAUUCAAAGCUUAGAAAUCAUCGUCUUCAUGCUCCUAGUGGCAGCCACUCACAAGAUCCUAACAAAUUGGUUAUCCACCUGCUUGGCUAUCUGUGAUUACAAUCACUUCAUUUUAUUUUAUUUUAUUUUUAUAUUAAAUAAAUUAAUCUUUUAAUAUAAUCCAUACAUUAAUGAUCUCCAGACAGCACAGAUUAAGUAUCCAAUUCACUGGAGUUCUAAAUAUGGUUUUCUUAAUUUUGGGUAUUUGUCAAUGUUAUAAAAGGUCUAUUCAACA